GUAUAAUUAACUACAUUUACUUUUAAACUCUUGGAGUUCCCUGAAGUUUGAUAAAAUGAUGAAAAAAUAUUACUGAAGUCCACAGAAAGGUGACGAGAAGGCUUCAGAUACUUUGCUGUUAACUUCAUCUCCUCUUUUCCUUGUCUCUAUUGUACGCCUGUGUGUGCUGCAGUGACCUGUUGUCGACUCUAGGCGGUGGUGUAAGACUUACGCUCCGCCCUCCACCUGCACAGAGUUACAUCUUUCUGGGAAGUUCUUGUCACUGAGCCUGACACAGUCAGAACUCAGGUCCAGCCGCCUGCCGGCGAAGUUCCGCUGCUCGAAAAGGGUCACCUGAGGGCAGAGAUACCGCAGGAAAAAUGAUGAAUGAACCUUUCGGUGACACUGGGGAACGUCGACUAGGUCCAGAAGCUUGGGGACGUUUCUCGUAUUUUGGAGCAGUUUCCAGCGGAGACAAAUGCAGGACGUGCAGCAGUAACCGAAGACAGUGAGCUGCUUGCCGAAGAUCACGAUGCUGCAGUGGUGCACCCUGAGGCCGUACCAUGUGCUUGCACUGGUGCUGUGUGUGUCAGCCAGUGAGGACUUUGACUGGACGAAGAACGAGAGAACGUCUUUCUAUUACGGCACCUUCCCAACUGGUUUCUCCUGGGGAGCUGGAACUUCUGCCUAUCAGACUGAAGGAGCUUGGAACAUAGACGGAAAAGGAAUGAGCAUCUGGGAUGCGUUUGCCCACAAAAAGGGGAAAAUAUUCUCAAAUGACACGGGAGACUCCUCGUGUGAGGGCUACUACAAAUUCAAGGAUGAUAUUAGCUUGAUGAAAGACAUGAAGCUGAACCAUUAUCGUUUCUCCAUCUCCUGGCCAAGGAUUUUACCAAGCGGACUGAAAAGUGAACACAUCAACGAGAAAGGAAUCAAAUACUAUGAUGACCUGAUUAAUAUGCUGCUGGACAAUAAGAUCACACCCAUUGUUACUUUGUACCACUGGGAUUUACCUCAGGUCUUACAGGAGAAGUACGGUGGCUGGCAGAACGUCAGCAUGGUGAACUACUUCAACGACUUUGCCAACUUGUGCUUUGAAAGAUUUGGAAACAGAGUGAAGUACUGGAUCACUUUCAACAAUCCUUGGUCCAUUGCUGUGGAGGGAUAUGAAACAGGGGAACAUGCACCCGGAGUGAAGCUGAAGGGAACGGGAGCUUACAAAGCUGCCCACCACAUCAUCAAG
Micropterus dolomieu (smallmouth bass) is the source of this 1222-nucleotide messenger RNA. Its product is annotated as lactase-like protein. The record is from RefSeq and is a predicted model, not a curated record. Gene Ontology annotation, molecular function: beta-glucosidase activity. Gene Ontology annotation, biological process: carbohydrate metabolic process. NCBI's taxonomy places the organism in Eukaryota, Metazoa, Chordata, Actinopteri, Centrarchiformes, Centrarchidae. The transcript has 8 exons. The annotation marks the transcript as partial.